Molecule: messenger RNA, 1058 nt
Organism: Ochotona curzoniae (black-lipped pika)
Lineage: Eukaryota; Metazoa; Chordata; Mammalia; Lagomorpha; Ochotonidae
Product: casein kinase I-like
Exons: 1
Coding region: 1-978 (325 amino acids)
Biological process (GO): signal transduction; peptidyl-serine phosphorylation; negative regulation of canonical Wnt signaling pathway
Cellular component (GO): nucleus; cytoplasm
Molecular function (GO): protein serine/threonine kinase activity; ATP binding
Source: RefSeq, a predicted model, not a curated record
AUGGAAAGCAGUAUCAACACCUUGGACGAAUUCAUUGUCGGGGAGAAAUACAAACUUAUAAGAAAAAUCGGGUCUGGCUCCUUUGGGAUCAUUUAUCUGUCAGUUGAUGUCACCACGGGUGAGGAAGUAGCAUUGAAAUUAGAAUCAGAGACAGCCAAAAACCCCCGACUGCUGUAUGAGAAUGAAUGCUACAAGACUCUGGAGGGUGGUGUGGGCAUACCCCGCAUAAGAUGGUAUGGACAAGACAAAGGACAUUAUGCACUAGCUAUGGACCUUCUGGGACCCAAUCUGGAAGACAUCUUUACAAACUGUUCAAGGAAAUUUUCCAUUAAAACUGUCUUAUUGCUGGCUGAACAGAUGAUCAGCAGAAUUGAAUAUGUGCACAGCAAAGACUACAUAUACAGAGACGUGAAGCCAGAAAACUUCCUCAUGGGUACUGGCCAUCAUUCUAAUAAGUUGUUCUUGGUAGAUUUUGGCUUGGCAAAAAGGUACAGAUACCCCGGCACAAAUCAACACAUCCCUUACAGAGAAAAUAGAUCACUCACUGGCACUCCUCUUUAUGCCACCCUCAAUGCCCAUCUCGGAAUUGAACAGAGCCGCCGAGAUGAUCUGGAGUCACUCGGAUAUGUUUUCAUGUAUUUCAAUAAAGGUGAUCUGCCAUGGCAAGGCCUGAAGGCUGCUACAAGAAAAAAAUGGCGUGAGAAAAUUUCUGAGAAGAAGUUGACGACUCCAGUGGAAGUUUUAUGUGAGGGCUAUCCUGCUGUAUUUGCCACUUACAUAAACUAUUGCCGUGGGCUGCAGUUUGAGGAAACUCCGGACUACCAGUACCUGAGGAAGUUAUUCCGAAACCUUCUCGAGAGUCUGAAUGAUCCUUCUGACUAUAUCUUUGACUGGUCAAUUUUAAAGUCGGCCCAGCAAACAACAUCUGUUACCGGACAGGGUCACGAAAGUCAUCUCCCCAUCCAUUUCCAAGGAUGAAUGGUGGAGGAGCCCAGAGCAUGAUGGGAGCAGAAAAGUUUUCUCUCCCCAAUCUAAAAAUUUUGCUGUAUGGUAACGUG